This is a messenger RNA of Arxiozyma heterogenica, 1242 nucleotides long. RefSeq names its product Reh1p (gene REH1). The transcript has a single exon. NCBI's taxonomy places the organism in Eukaryota, Fungi, Ascomycota, Saccharomycetes, Saccharomycetales, Saccharomycetaceae. The coding region runs from base 1 to 1242 and encodes 413 amino acids. Gene Ontology annotation, biological process: ribosomal large subunit biogenesis. The record is from RefSeq and is a predicted model, not a curated record. Gene Ontology annotation, cellular component: preribosome, large subunit precursor.
AUGAAUAGUUCAAUAUUUACCUGCAACUCAUGUAGAACCGAGUUUAAAACAAGUGAUUUACAGAGAUAUCAUAUGAAGACAGAAUGGCAUAGGUACAAUUUGAAAAGAAGAGUAGCUCACCUACCACCUAUCACUUCAGAUGAAUUUGCUGAAAAAUUGCAAAUGUCUAAACAAGAACAGGAAGCCAAUCCAGUUGAUGAGUUUGGUUUUGCUAUGUUGAAUAAUUCAAAUGACCAUUCUAAAUACUUCAAAAAAAAACACUACCACCACCAUAACCAUGAUAAUAAACGUCAUGCCUCUUAUGAUAAUGAGGAAGAACCAGAUAUAUCGAGUUCUAAUAUCAAAAUACCCCAAGAUUAUAAACAAGAUGAGUUAGAUUUGAAGCGUAUAGUAUCUGAAACAGAAUCCAUUAGUUCUGAAUUUUCUCAAUUAACUUUUGAUACCGAAUAUAAUAAUACAGAUCUAGAUGAGGAAACAAUCUCUGAAUAUAGCUUUACCAGUGAAUCGAACUUUGGUAGUGACUAUUCAACAGAGGAGGAUGAAACUGAUGAUAAUAAAUCUCAAAAUGGUGAAAACAUCGAUAAUAGCUUAAAUCACACAUGCUGCCUUUAUUGUGGUAUUGAUAACAAAGAAGUGGAAAAAAACAUCAGACAUAUGUUUCAUUCUCAUGGGUUAUAUAUACCAGAACGUUCCUAUUUAGUGGAUUUACCUGGGUUAUUAGAUUUUCUAAUCAACACUAUUGUUGUUGAUUAUGCGUGUUUAUGUUGUAAUUAUGUUGGGAAAAGUUUGAAAAGUAUUAGAGAUCAUAUGAAUUCUAAACGUCAUUGUAAAAUGCCCUAUGAAACGAGUUUCGAGAAAGAUAUGUUUGCUCCUUUCUAUGAUUACUCUUCGCUAACAGAAAAGCCCAUUAUAAAAGUUAAAUCAACCAAAAGAAUUCAUUUCGAAGUAGGUGAAGAGGAACAAGACAACAAUACUACUGAUAAUUAUUCUCAAUCAGAUUUUGAAAGACCCUUAUCCUCAAAUAAUCAAAAUAUAUCGUCAAUCACAACUCGUCGACCAGUAAGAACAGUGAGUGUUACAGCUCAAGAUAGAAGAAUGGUUAGUGGUAUCACAGAGAAACAAUACAAGAGUGGAUUGAAAAAAAUGCAACUAUUGGAACAAAGAGCCCGUGCUGACUAUCUACGUAAGACAUCAAAACGGAUCAAUUUCCAACCUCAUUAUAGAGAUGAAUUACUUCAGUAG